Penicillium griseofulvum is the source of this 1404-nucleotide messenger RNA. RefSeq lists its product as uncharacterized. Bases 1 to 1404 code for a protein of 467 amino acids. Gene Ontology annotation, molecular function: ADP binding. The transcript has 3 exons. The record is from RefSeq and is a predicted model, not a curated record. Lineage: Eukaryota; Fungi; Ascomycota; Eurotiomycetes; Eurotiales; Aspergillaceae.
AUGAAGGAAACCACACCAGAGCCGUUGUCAAUGGUUCCCUUCGGUCGAGACUUGGACUUUGAGGAUUGUGGCAAGCUCGAAGAGAAUCAGGAAAAAUCCUUGUCGCCAGGGUCUCGCAUAGCUCUUGUUGGUCUAGGUGUAGGAAAAACUAAAUUGGCAGUGGAGCUCUCUUUUCGUACCCGUGAGAAUUCGCCGGAGACGUGGUUUCUCUGGACCUCAGCGCGCAGCGCAGAUCGCCUUAAAGACGGGUUCUCUGAAAUUGCUGAACGACUUAAGAUCCAUGGUCGUCAAUAUCCCGAAGCGAAUGUAUUUGAACUUGUGAUCAAUUGGCUUAACAAACAAGAAAACGGAAAAUGGGUCCUGGUUUUGGAUAACGUGGUUAGUGAAGCCUUACCAACGGACGAUGGCUACCAACAGCUCUGGGGAUCUCUUACGAGCUCUGAAAAUGGCUCAAUAAUUAUCACCACGCGAAACAAGGGAAUAGCAUUGAAUUAUAUCAAUGAGAACGAUGCCAUUCUUAUCGAGCCGAUGGAUGGGCUUCAUGCGAUGAGUCUGAUGCAAAAAAGAUCAAGCGUACCGUUACCUGAAGAGGAUGGCCAGCUCCAAAAUCUUGUACAAGAACUCAAUUAUAUGCCCAUGGCCAUCACGCAGGCUGCAGCCUAUAUCAAUUCUCGUCGGUCUGUCUCGCCUGUGCAGGAGUACCUGGAAUAUUUUCAAACGAGCGACCGUAACAAGGUCAAGCGACUGAGUUAUGAAACUGCUUAUAUCUAUCGUGAUUGGGAGGAAUCAAGCGCCAUCUUGAAGACUUUGCAGUGUUCACUCGAUCAAAUUCUCGCGGUUAGGCCGUCAGCGGCGGAUCUCCUGUCUGUCAUGAGCUUUUUCGACCCAGAGAGCAUACCAGCACUGCUUCUCCGACAGGUCUCCACGAUGUGGAGAGGCCGAAACUCAAGUUCGGGUGAUCACUUUGAGGAAGAUGCCCAGUUCUUACUGGGAUACUCAUUGAUAUCUGUAACUCAGGAUCCUAAAUUCUACAGAAUGCGCAGCCUGGUACAGCUCGCGACACGAAAUUGGCUUGAUAUCAAUGGGCAGACUGAGCAAUACAUUGAAAAAUAUAUUGAUAUCCUUCUGGCUGAAUGUGAGCACUUGGACAAUUUCAAGGUACUUUUUCCACCUAUCCAAUCGGCGGCCUCGAAGAAGCCAACUUUGCAGAGCUCACUUCCGGGGUGGGCGUUGGUGCUCCAUGAGGGAGCAGAGUAUGCAUGGAAGGAGGGAAAUUUGCCAGAUAUGAAAAGGAUGGCGCGGAAAGCAACUUGGGCCCGGGAAACGGUUUUUGGGCCUGAAGAUGAACGCACCAUGGCAAGUUUCAACUUACUAGCAUUCACCCAAGAGAAUACUAGGGUCUAA